Messenger RNA from Fusarium pseudograminearum CS3096, 1944 nucleotides. RefSeq lists its product as uncharacterized. Bases 1 to 1944 code for a protein of 647 amino acids. Gene Ontology annotation, biological process: positive regulation of transcription by RNA polymerase II. Lineage: Eukaryota; Fungi; Ascomycota; Sordariomycetes; Hypocreales; Nectriaceae. Gene Ontology annotation, molecular function: metal ion binding; transcription cis-regulatory region binding. The transcript has a single exon. The record is from RefSeq and is a predicted model, not a curated record.
AUGAACCCCUCUACACCAAAUGUGGGAAAAUCUGUCCCUGCGCCAUCGAAUUCCGCAGCUAGUCAAACUGGUCCAGCGACCUCAAGCUUUGAAUCAUCCCGUCGUCCAUCACAGGCUGGUUUCUCAUACUCACAAUCGAUGCCUCGAAAGGUUCAAGGCUCCCGCAAACAACACCGGGCUCAGCGUAGGCCUGGAUUUGGCGAUAGAUCAAAUACCGGUCCCGACGACGACGACGACGACGACGCCAUGGAUGAGCUAAGAGCUUUCAGAAAUCCCAAUAGCAGGCGCGGCCAAACCUCAAUCACCCACCUACUCAAUUACUCCAUGCCACGCCCGGUCCAGGAUCAUCAUUCGCAUUCAAGAUCUUAUAGGAGAACUCCAACAUGGGGACCUGGAUCAGGAUACCACGCAAGCGACAAGGCUCGAUACGUCCAUGCCAACUACCGCUUCAUCCUUUCUCCAGAGGGUACAUACAACAAACAAGCCACGGAUGCCGACACCCACCUGGACUGGUCUCAUGUAAUGCAGAUUAUUGCUUCAAGUGAAUCGCAGGGUUCAUCAUGCCCAAUUUGUCUUUCCGAACCAGUGGCGCCACGGAUGGCGAAAUGCGGUCAUAUUUUUUGCUUGCCCUGUCUUAUCCGGUUCAUGAACUCAGCAUCGGGCGAGGACGAAGCAAAGGGUCGAGGCCCUAGAUGGAAGAAGUGCCCUAUUUGCGAGGACUCGAUCUAUAUGCAAGACGUACGGCCUGUUAGAUUCUAUGCAGGACAAGAAAGCCCAUUUCCUCGACCUGGUGACGACGUUGUGCUACGAUUGAUGGCACGAAACGCAAGCUCUACAAUGGCGCUUCCGCGAGAGAGUGGCUCUGAAGCUCUAUAUUCUGUAGGUGACAUUCCUUGGCAUUUUGCUGCGAACGUCUUGGACUACGCUCGCAUGAUGAAAGGUACCACCGACUACAUGGCUGCCCAGUACGAUGAGGAGAUUACCGCACUGGCUCAACAAGCAAAGGAAGACGAAACCCUUUUUGGACAGAACGAUGAAUGGUCCCAGAAAGCGAUCCGGGCUAUCACGGCCGCCAAGGAGAAGCUUACAGAGCUUGAGGUUGUGGAAAGCUCAGCAACGUCGGCCAAGCUCUCUGCAGACGCCGACUUUUAUUUUUACAGCUCUCCGCCGCAUCUGUACCUCUCGCCACUGGAUAUCCGUAUCCUCAAAACAAAGUACGGAUCUUUUUCGUCAUUUCCUUCUACGCUUCUCCCUCGUGUGGAGCACAUCUCUACUGGUCAUGUGGUAGACGAUGCAAUGCGCCGAAGGGCAAAGUACUUGGGACACCUUCCUCGUGGAUGCGUUGUCAAUUUUCUGGAAUGUGACUGGACAGAUAUUGUGCCAGAAGAUACGCUGGCAUCGUUUUCGGCUGAUAUCGAGCGGAGACGGAGACGCAACCGAGACAAAGAGACGCAGGAGGAACGCGAGCGUCUCCAGGCCGAGCGCCUUGAAGCUGCAAACAUACGCAAGACCACAGGUUAUCAGAGGCUCCCUGAACCACCAGAGGAUAGCGCCCCUCGAAUGGACCUCGAAGAGUUCCUGCCAUUAAGCGGCCACUCUGGUAGCACGCCUCCAGAUCCCCGGCCAGGGUUCGAGACAUUGGCUGAGAUGUCAACCAGCCCGUCAAACCAGAAGACUGUCUGGGGCACUAGAGUGGUCAACGGGUCACCAGAGAUGGCACCUGCCCAACAUUUAGACGACGUUCACGACGGGUGGCUCAGGGAUGAGGACCUAUUUGACACUGCCGAUAUUGCGAUGCAAAUAAAGGCCAUAGAAGCGGCCGAGAGUAGCGUUCAUCCGGAUAGUGUUGGCGGAGCAGGGCCAAGCAGCAGUGGUGGUGGCGGAAAGAAGAAAAAGAAACAAAAAAUCACGCUCAUGAGCACCGGGGGCCGGAGAGGCAACUAA